AGUUUACAUGACAACGCUAAUAAAUAGUAUUGUAACUGAGGCAUUUCAACUGUCAAAAGGGACAAAGUGUUCCAAAAUUAUUGUAGUUUGGAUUUAAUGGCGGAGUAAUGACUUUUUCUGGAGAUAUUUUUUGUAUUUUGGUGCUUAGGUGUUCGUAUAUGCAUUUCCAUGGUUAUACGGCUUUUAUUUUUGAAAGAAUGCGCCACCGGAAGUAGUUUUAUUGUGCCGCACUGUAGUACACUAACGCCUCGGUGUUACGUGUGUGCUAGCGGUGUCCCAAAGUGAGAUUGAUCAGAAAACGGUAUGUAAAGGUAAUCCAGGAAGCUGGGUCUGGGGUCAGUGGUGUCGCUCCCUCGGUGGACACAGGAGUCCCGCUCUUUGGCAGAGAAACUCCAGUAAUGGACCUCUGUUCACAACAACCGGCGCCGCUGUUUACAUUCGGCGUGAUCGCUGACAUUCAGUACGCGGACAUUGAUGACGGAUUCAAUUUUUCCCGGACAAGGAAGCGGUACUACCGGAGCAGCCUGAAGCUGCUGCGAAACGCCUUGGAAAGUUGGUCCCACUCGGCCGUCAAGCCCGAUUUCAUCCUCCAGCUCGGGGACGUGAUCGACGGCUUCAACAAGCCCAACGGCGCCUCGCAGCGAGCGCUGGACACGGUGAUGCGGGAGUUCGCCUCCUGUCCCGUCAAGGUGCACCACGUAUGGGGCAACCAUGAGUUUUAUAACUUCAGCAGGAGCCAGCUGAUGGGAUCGCCGCUGGACAGCAGCCUGUACGCGGACCGGAGACCGAAGCAGGGUGACAUCUACGCCUACAGGUUUAGCCCGUUCCCCGGGUUUGUAUUUGUUGUUUUGGAUGCCUACGACGUGAGCCUGCUGGGCAUACCGGAGUCCAGUGAACGUUAUAACAAGGCUAUGAAUCUCAUUAAGCUGCACAACGACAACGAGGAUCUCAACUGUCCGCCAGAGUUGCCGUGCCACAGUCGGUUUACGAAGUUCAACGGCGGGUUCAGUCAGGAACAACUGGACUGGCUGGACUCGGUGCUGUCUGUGGCGGAUGAGAAACAAGAAAAAGUUAUUCUCGUCAGUCACGUUCCAGUGCACCCCGAUUCCACGGAUUAUAUCUGCCUCGCGUGGAACCAGGAGGAACUCCUGGCCAUCACUCGCUCCCACAGCUGCGUGGUGUGUUAUAUGGCUGGCCACGCCCACGACGCCGGCUACUGCCUGGACACAGGCGUGCACUACCUGACGCAGGACGGGGUGAUCGAGACCCAACCAGACAGCGACGCCUACGCCACGGUCUCCGUCUACCCGGACAGGAUGGAGCUGACGGGGAGCGGCAGGGUCGUGGACCGAGUGUUUCUGUUUUCCUGAUGACUCGGCCUAUGUGGUACCGGGGGACGGUCGGGUCAUUAAAAUGUUCCGCACAUUU
Gambusia affinis (western mosquitofish) is the source of this 1428-nucleotide messenger RNA. It is a transcript of the gene adprm, whose product is annotated as ADP-ribose/CDP-alcohol diphosphatase, manganese-dependent. The record is from RefSeq and is a predicted model, not a curated record. The transcript is spliced from 3 exons. Lineage: Eukaryota; Metazoa; Chordata; Actinopteri; Cyprinodontiformes; Poeciliidae. Gene Ontology annotation, molecular function: 2',3'-cyclic-nucleotide 2'-phosphodiesterase activity; ADP-ribose diphosphatase activity; CDP-glycerol diphosphatase activity. The coding region runs from base 399 to 1370 and encodes 323 amino acids.